GAAUAGUAUGGUUGAGUGAGAAAGUAAAUCCUGGUAUAUAUAGAGCUAUUACUGCUAAACAAGUUGGUGAAUGAACAGUCGACCAGAAAUCUUGCAAGAAAUCCAGAUUUCAAAAGUGGGAUUUUUCGAGAGGAAAGACGAAGAUUAUGGUUGAGUGAGAAAGUAAAUCCUGGUAUAUAUAGCGCUAUUACUGCUAAACAAAUCGGUGAAUGAAUACUCGACCAGAAAUCUUGCAAGAAAUCCAGAUUUCAAAAGUGGGAUUUUUCGAGAGGAAUGACGAAGAGUAUGGUUGAGUGGAAAAGUAAAUCCUGGUAUAUAUAGAGCUAUUACUGCUAAACAAAUCGGUGAGUGAAUACUCGACCCGAAAUCUUACAAGAAAUCCAGAUUUCGAAAUCAGAAUUUUUCGUGAACAGCAUGCCUGUUGUUAACUAGGGAAUCAUGAUGCGGAUUUUUUGUGGUUACUUUAGACAUAUAUAAUGGUAAUGGAAACAAAGAAAACGAGCUUUCAAUAAUUGUGCAACCAAAGAAGAAUUUUUGACAACAAAAUACUUGCGACAUAUGCUUCUUUUACAGAAUUACAUGUCAAUUGAUUUCUGCGAAUACACUUUCAGAUUUAUGAAAUUUCGAAGAUGUGGCACCAAACACGACUUACAGCCGUCAUCCACUAGCAAAUAUUGUAAUGUGCAGACAUCUGUCGUUUGUUUUAUAUACAUUUCAUUUCUUUCUAGAUGAAAGAAUAUGUUUUAUAUAUAAUAUUAAAUUAAUUUAAUUAUAGUGAAGCAUCUUUGCGAUCGUUAAUUAUAGAUCUUCACCCUCAAGCGUCUCGUCAAUAAAUGAUGGCUCUCUUGAAAUAUCCCUCGAUAUCAUCUCCUAUUUUCUAUUAAAUCGUCAUUACGUUGAAAUCGGAAGCAGUAGGUAAACAAAAUGUUUUAUUUUUAGUUCCAAUUUAUUCGUAAUCAGGUAGGGAUUUACGCAUAAUUCAAACAAAAUGUCUUAUAACUGUAUCAAUUCUUCCACUAACGAGAAAUAAUACAAUUUCAGAUGAUAGUAAAGUUUUUGUUUUUAUUUCAGAUUGUUUGUUUAUUUAGUUUUUUUUCCCUCCCUGCAAUGGCUCGAAAAAAAUCAUGUAAUACAAAUGCAACGCAAGAAACAGAAAAUGUGAAUAAGAAAAGUAAGUUUCAUAUUUUUCGUCUCUUUUGACAAUACGAUAUCUAAUUUUAGAUUACGUACAAAACAAAAAUUUUCCAAGGAAAAUUCCAAAUAAUUCGAACACAAUUAGUAGUUUUCUUUUAGUUGGUACACCACAGGAAGAAGGAAAAACUACAAAUGAUGAAAAUAUUCAUUCAUUGAUACAAGAAGCUGAUUCGAAAGAAAAAGAAAUGGACAAAUUGAUCUUUUGUGAUAUUUCAAAUAAAAACGAUGAACUUGAUGUAAGUCCUGAACAUGCAAAUACAGUUAUAUAUGAUUUAACAAGUCCUCGAGUUAUUGUUGGUCAAAAACGACAUAUUGAAGAAUCAUCUGAUUCAGUUGUUGAAGGAAACAAUACCGAUGAAUUAAUUCGAUUAAAAAAAAAAUGUUUAGAGAUCGAAAAAAGGGUUGAAGUUCUUGAAAUGACAUGGAUGCCAUGUCCAGAGCAUCUGGACACGGUUCAAAAUAUCUUUAAUGGCAUUAUAGAAGAUAUUAAUAAUGAUCGUGUUGUUAUGAACAAUAACAACAAAAUGUCAGAUUCAAAUAAUGGAUUAAAUAUUGAUUCAGAAAUUUUAUUUGCAUUAAAAAAAGAUAGUUCAACUGCUACUGCUCGUAGCAUAUUGAAAUAUUUGUAUCCACAUCCACCAGUUAACUUUAAAUUAUUCGAUGUUGAUUCAGCACUUGUUGCUGAUAUUGUUCGUUAUUCAAAAGAAUGUCAUCCUGAUGAUGCAUCAACAACAGCUCGAAUUCGUCAUGCUAUGUCCAAUUAUUUCGCAUUAAUUACGUAUAGAAAAAAACGGAAAUCGAUUAUUUCGAAUACAACUAUUCAGAAUCAAUAA
This is a messenger RNA of Rotaria sp. Silwood1, 2027 nucleotides long. Lineage: Eukaryota; Metazoa; Rotifera; Eurotatoria; Philodinida; Philodinidae. The record is from the annotation of a GenBank genome assembly.